Messenger RNA from Diabrotica virgifera virgifera (western corn rootworm), 3334 nucleotides. RefSeq lists its product as uncharacterized. The record is from RefSeq and is a predicted model, not a curated record. NCBI's taxonomy places the organism in Eukaryota, Metazoa, Arthropoda, Insecta, Coleoptera, Chrysomelidae. The coding region runs from base 345 to 2840 and encodes 831 amino acids. The transcript is spliced from 5 exons.
GCUACUUUCCGGAAAGACCGUCGCAACUCUGAAAUAUCUGUUUUUCGUUUUGUUACAGUUUUGAACACAGAAUUUCUCAAUCUAUUACCAAAAAAAUCGUCACAACCAUAGUCCAAAAAAUAAUCACACGGCGCCACUGUUACGAAUUGUCACUGUUCUGAAUUUCCCCUCCAUUACCAUUCAAGACUGACUCACUUCAGUCACGGCGUUGUAAUUGCAGCGAUCCGGUUUGUUUUUCAGUCAAGAACGUCUUGAUAUAAGAGGUGUCGUCUGUGUUUAUUAACUAUUUCAAGAAAUAUCGUCAUAUCUUUUAUUUGUGCCAGUUGUCUGGGCAAAGACAUACAAUGGAAACUAAGCAAAACAGAAAUUCACUGAUAAUGAAGCUUACAAAGAAAAAUGUAGAAAUUCAUAACAUUGAUAAGCCAAUGUGGGCAAUUCAAAAAUUUUUAAAGGAAUCAGAAGAUCACCUUAGUUUAAAAGAAUGUAUCCAAGAUGUUAAUAAAGCUGAUGCAGAACAACAAGCUAUCUUGGAAUCAUGUGUAGUAUCAUCUUUAAAUACAACAGAGAACAGAACCAUGGGAGAAACAUCAGAAAAAACUUAUACCGAAUUAUCCACAUUACAAGAUAAUGAAUAUAACGUAAAUCAGUACGAUUUAUUUCCGUCUAGUGUAUCUCAGACAUCGAACCAUAAUGAGAAAGAUGUAAUAACCGCUUCAAAAUGUGAAACAAAUCUCAUCGAAAUAGAAGACAAUCAGAUGGUUGAAUGUCAAGUUACAAAUCCUUCAACGUCCAGUGUACCUGCUGUUACCCAGCCGUCAAAUCAUGAUUGUUCCCGUUCUUCGAGUUCAUCCAGUGUUUUAAGUUCAUCCAGUGUUAGCAGCCACUUCAGUAGUUCUGAACCAUUUGGCUCAGGAAAAUCAGAUAUUGAUCCAGAAUAUGAUGUAAGCGCAGACGUCGCGUCAGAUUCUUCCGAUUCGGGUGAUGAAAACGACACAGCAAAACUGGUGGUUAAUAGGAAAGAAGAUCAAACAGUAUUACUCGAGAAACAAAAAGAGGAUGAUUCAACAAAACAAAGAGGAAGAAAGAGAACAUUUAAUGAGGCCAACUGGAAAAAAAAUGUGACUCGACGCUUAAGAAACAGUGGAAAAAGUUACACAUCAGUAAAAAUUGCCAAACUGGCAGAUGGAACUAAAAUAAAAACACAAAUAACUAGAGAUGCAAAAAAAGUGUUACAACCUUGUACUGAAAAAUGUAGGCUAAAAUGUAAGGAAAAAAUCAUGGAAGAACAACGACUAGUAAUUUUUAACGAAUAUUGGAACCUAGCAGAUCUACAAAGGCAAAGGGAUUUUAUUGCAUCAUCAUUGAGUCCCGUAGCAAAAUCAAAGUACAGUAUUGCUAAACGCAGUCUAAAUAAUGCGUAUUAUUUUCAUGUACUUGAAAGGAAACACCGUGUUUGUAAAACUUUUUUUAUGUCUACCUUAGGAAUCACUUCAAGGACUAUAAGAACAGUAUGUGAAAAACAAAAGCAAAAACAAACUCACGGUAUUAUUGCAAACGAAGCAAGAGGAAAACACAAAAAACACAAAACUAGGGACCAUGAUAUUUUGCAAGCAAUAAUGGUUCACAUUCAAUCAAUACCCCGGGUUGAGAGCCACUACUGCCGUGCACGGACCCAAAAAGAAUAUAUAGAGGGAACGAGGACAAUAGCCGAAUUGUACAGGGAUUAUAAAGAAUUAUGUGAAAAUAAAAAAGUACAAUGUGCUACAUACCGUACAUACUACGAUGUAUUUACAAAGCAGUUUAAUAUAGAUUUUUAUUUUCCAAAAAAAGAUCAAUGUGAUCUAUGCCUAGAGUUUCGAAACGCUUCUGAACAAGCUAAAGAGUUGAUAAGACACAGGUAUGAGACCCACUUGCAGGAAAAAGAUCUUUCAAGAAUAGAAAGGGAAAACGAUAAAAAAACUGGAAAGUACAUAGUAACUUUUGAUUUGCAAGCUACCUUACCAUGUCCCACUGGCAAUGCAUCCUCCUUCUACUAUAUUUCGAAACUGAAUACGUAUAAUUUAACUUUUGCCAGUUUCCCUGACAAAGACGUGUCGUGUUACGUUUGGCACGAGGGGGAAGCUAAAAGAGGUGCAAAUGAGAUUGGAUCUUGUAUAUGGCAUUUUUUAAAUGAAAUAAAUCAAAAAGGUAUCAACGACUCAAAAAUGAUAGAUAUUAUUUUCUAUACUGAUAAUUGCACAGGGCAGAACAAAAACAGAUUUCUUUUCGGUCUAUAUUCAUUUGCUGUACACACAUUGAGCAACAUAAACGUUAUCACACAUAAAUAUUUAAUAAGAGGCCACACUCAAAAUGAUGCUGAUAACGUUCAUUCGGUAAUAGAGCGACAAAUAACACGAUACAAAAAGGCUGCAGCUAUUUAUGUACCAGAACAGUACAUUACACUUAUCCGACAAGCGAAAAAAACAGGCCAACCUUACAAGGUUCACGAGUUUAGCCAUGAUGAUUUUCUGGACAUUAAAGAUUUAACAGCUAGCAUGGGCAUGAAAGAAAUUUAUAAGACUUCAAAUGGGGAAAACGUAAAAAUCUCUGAUAUUAAGGUAUUUGAGGUCAGAAAAGACACACCUGCCAAUUUCUUUUGUAAAAUAUCCUACGCAGAAGAUAAUUUUUUGAACAUUAAUAUGCUUUGUAGAAGAUCAAAUUGGAAUUUGCAGAAUUUACACUUUAAAAAAUUAUACAAUAGGAAACUUGAAAUAUCUGAUAAAAAGAAGCAGGGAAUUAUAUCACUAAUGGAAAAAAAUAUAAUCCCAAGUUUCUACCACACUUUCUAUUUAAACCUUUAAUUAGAUCACAUUUUUUUCGAAUAUAUUUACCGUUUAAGUUUUUUUUUGUGUCAUUUAAAUGAGUUUGAUUUUUAUUAUUGUUUAACUUUAUUUUUUGGUUCACGUAGUAAGAAUUACAAUUAAGUUUAGGUUGAUUUAUUAGUUUUCUUAAGUAGUAAUAGUAAUAUGUUUGUACUUUAUUUAAAAUAAUAAACGUUUUUUACUAAAUAUAGACUAAGUAUUUUUAUUACUUCAGUAGGUAUAACUUAAAAAGAACAUAAUAUUUUUUGGGAAAGACCGUCACAUUUAGCUAUUAUCCUGCCAAUCCUUAUAAACUAAAAAUGAUACAAUUAGUGAAAUACACAUAAUAUAUGUUCUUUUCCAAUAAUAAUUAAACUUUUAUACCAUUGUUAAAAAAUAUACAAAAAACAAAAAAAAUAAAAUUCUGGAUUCUUUAAUCGGCUCUACUGAAAAGUGGCAAUAAUCCAGUUGUGUCGGUCUUUCCGGAAGGUAGC